AGAGAGAGAGAGAGAGAGAGUUGACCCAUUUCCUAUAGAUGAGUAUGGUGUGCUUAAGCACCGGGUGGGUAAAGAGAGAUAUAAAGAGCUCCAUUUCCAGAGUUCCCUUAUUAAUUGCUGCCCAUGGUGACGAGACACGCAAUAGCACGGAGGGUGAGGGAGAAGGGUGGGUGCUGAUCCAGAGCAAGAAGAAGAGCAAAAAAAGAAUAUAUGGAGUCUGUGGAUGAUGAUGGCCGCAUAAGAACAGGAACUGUGUGGACAGCAACAACACAUGCAAUUACUGCUGUCAUAGGAUCAGGUGUACUGGCGUUGCCAUGGAGUGUAGCACAACUGGGAUGGAUCAUUGGCCCUCUAGCUCUCAUUGCUUGUGCCUACGUGACUUACUACACUGCCAUUCUACUUUGCGACUGCUAUCGAACUCCUGAUCCAAUCCAUGGAAGGAGGAACUACACAUACAUGGAUGUUGUUAGAUCAUGCCUUGGGCCCAGAGAUGUAGUUAUAUGUGGUCUUGCACAGUAUGCGAUGCUUUGGGGAACUAUGAUUGGAUACACAAUAAUUUCUGCAAUGAGCAUAGUGGCUGUCGUGCGUUCAAAUUGCUUCCAUUCCAAGGGGCAUGAUGCGAGUUGCCAUGGAUCAGGAACGUUAUAUAUGAUCAUAUUUGGCUUCGUCGAAAUUGUGUUAUCCCAAUUCCCAAGCUUGGAGAAGAUUACCCUAAUUUCGGUGGUCGCCGCCAUAAUGUCAUUUGCAUACUUGUUUAUUGGAUUGUUCUUAUGCAUAGCAAAGCUUGCUUCUCAUGGCUCGAUCAGAGGUAACAUUUUGGGAGUUAAGAUUGGGAUCAAUGGUGUCUCUGCAACAACCAGGACAUGGAACUCAUUCCAAGCUCUUGGAAAUAUAGCUUUCGCAUACACUUAUUCUAUGCUUCUUAUAGAAGUCCAGGACACUCUGAAAUCACCCCCACCUGAAAACAAGACAAUGAAGAGAGCAAGCUUGUAUGCAAUUGGAGUGACAGCAGCUUUAUAUAUUUCAGUUGGUUGCAUAGGAUAUGCAGCCUUAGGCAAUGGUGCUCCUGGAAACAUCCUCACUGGAUUCUACGAGCCCUUUUGGCUUGUGGACAUAGGCAAUAUUGCAGUCCUCAUUCAUCUAAUUGGGGCUUAUCAGGUGUAUGGGCAACCGAUCUAUGCCAAGUAUGAGGAAUGGCUUGCGAAGAAACGGCCAGAAUUAGCCUUCUUCCACACCGUGUACACAAUAGAGCUCCCCUUCUCCAAAGGCUGGACCUUUCGGUUCACUCUGUGCAGGCUCGUCCUUCGAUCGGCCUUCGUCGUGUUAACAACAUUGAUAGCACUGAUGCUACCCUUCUUCAACGCAAUCCUUGGAUUGCUUGGUGCAAUUGCCUUCUGGCCAUUGACGGUGUACUACCCAACGACUUGUUACAUGGCUCAAGCCAAGAUCAAGCGAGGAGAGGCGAAGUGGAUGGUGCUCCAGUGCUUGAAAAUGGUCGCACUCCUCGUCUCGCUCCUGGCUGCCGUCGGAUCAAUUGCAGACAUUGCUCAACGUCUCAAGCAUGUAACAGUGUUUAAGGCCGAGUUAUAAGUGGUAUUAUGCUAAAUAACUGGAAAUGAUAUCUUCAUGUAAGUCAUGCCGUCGGAUCGGUUGGAGUUUGUAAGGUGGAAUUUUAUAACCAAGUUUCUGGUUGCGAACCAAGUUGACACGCCUUUCCAAAUUAAAAUGAGGACUCUGGUUGUAAGAAAAUGCUGGUAUAGGGAUAUAAUGCGGAUUUUUAUAAUUAGCUGUA
Messenger RNA from Elaeis guineensis (African oil palm), 1792 nucleotides. RefSeq names its product amino acid permease 8. The record is from RefSeq and is a predicted model, not a curated record. NCBI's taxonomy places the organism in Eukaryota, Viridiplantae, Streptophyta, Magnoliopsida, Arecales, Arecaceae.